AUGGUCUUCCUUCUGCCAAAUGUCAUCUUCUCUGUCAUCGCUUUGACUCUCCUGAAAGUAAUGAGCGUCUCUGCUCGCCCGGUUUCAGAGAAUUCACCGAAUCCCACAAAUGCGCGACGUUACUCUGAACAUGUCCCCCCGAUAGGCUCUGAUACAUUCAAUCCUGGAACACUCUCUCAUCCCGCCACCGUCGCGGUCGAUCCAUUAGAGGUGUUAUUGGAUGGAUCGGGGCUCGGGGCACUUGAUGGCCACGAUGAAGGUUCCAGUAAUAUCAACGAAGGACAAGGUCCACUAGACGAAAUUGCCCACCUGAACCCGAGAACGUAA
Suillus bovinus is the source of this 327-nucleotide messenger RNA. RefSeq lists its product as uncharacterized. The transcript has 2 exons. Lineage: Eukaryota; Fungi; Basidiomycota; Agaricomycetes; Boletales; Suillaceae. The record is from RefSeq and is a predicted model, not a curated record. The coding region runs from base 1 to 327 and encodes 108 amino acids.